Messenger RNA from Rotaria sordida, 504 nucleotides. The record is from the annotation of a GenBank genome assembly. NCBI's taxonomy places the organism in Eukaryota, Metazoa, Rotifera, Eurotatoria, Philodinida, Philodinidae.
AUGGGAACGUCUACUUCAUCAAAAGAAGCUUCUCAUACAAAUGUUGAAGAUACUGAACAAAAAUUACGUUCUAUAACCAAUGAUUUGAGGAAAUUUUAUGAUGUUAAACAAUGUCAAGAAUAUAUUGAACAAACAUCAGAAAAUGAUCGAUUCAUUCUUAUUGUUAGCGGAAGUUUAGGAAGAGAAAUCGUACCCUCUAUUCAUAAAUAUCCGCAAAUUAUAUCAAUUUAUGUCUAUUGUGUGGAUAAAGAAGGUAAUGAACAAUGGUCUUCGAAAUAUUCAAAACCCGGAGGUCCACUUGGUGAUAUAUUAAUCUGCGGAUAUAAAUAUGAAAAUAGUAUAAUCUAUUGCGGUAUGAUAGGAUCAUUUGAAGGAAUAAUAAUAAUUCAUCCAUCCACACGUACUAUGAAUGAUAUGAGUGCAAUUCGUAAUUCACGAGUAAAUAUAUUAAAUGAUCAAAAGAAUCCAAUUGUUAUUACAACUGGUAAUACGAAACAAAAAUGA